AUGGACCGAGCAGCCUGUCUGAGCCACUCCAAAACAGCUCGGCACGGCACGGCGCAGCACGGACGAGCGUUCCCGGGGAUUAGAGAGGAUACGGAGCACAGGAGACCGAGGCCUCGACAGCAGCAUCAUUCCUUCUCCGCGCAACACAGGACGGGGGAGCGCGCCCACCGUGCUGCGGGUGUAUGUGUCUGUCUCCCGGUUUGGCUCACGAUGAUGCAAAGUGCGGCGGUCCUACCGACAGAGAGUCCUGUGAAGAGUUUACCGGAGAUUCUCGGAGUGCCACUGCAACAGAUCCCUCAGUGUGCGGGCUGCAGUCAGCACAUCCUGGACAAGUUCAUCCUGAAGGUGCUGGACAGACACUGGCACUCCAAGUGCCUCAAGUGCGCAGACUGUCAGACUCCGCUGGCGGACAAAUGCUUCUCCCGGGCUGGAAGCGUUUACUGCAAGGAGGACUUCUUCAAGCGUUUUGGGACGAAGUGUGCGUCAUGCCAACAAGGCAUCCCGCCGACGCAGGUGGUGCGGAAGGCGCAGGACUUCGUGUAUCACCUGCACUGCUUCGCCUGCAUCAUGUGCAGCAGACAGCUGGCCACCGGGGACGAGUUUUACCUCAUGGAGGACGGGAGGCUGGUGUGCAAGGUGGACUAUGAGACGGCCAAGCAGAACGACGACUCGGAGGCGGGGACCAAGCGGCCGAGGACCACCAUCACCGCCAAGCAGCUGGAGACCCUCAAAAGUGCCUACAAGAACUCGCCCAAGCCGGCACGCCACGUCAGAGAGCAGCUGUCCUCGGAGACGGGUCUGGACAUGAGAGUGGUUCAGGUUUGGUUCCAGAACCGGCGAGCGAAGGAGAAGCGUCUGAAGAAGGACGCGGGUCGACAUCGCUGGACUCAGUUUUACAAAAGUGUCAAACGCAGCCGAGGAGGAACCAAAGUGGAGAAGGAGAGUUCGGCCGACGACGCCGGGCUCAGCGACAGCGAGCUGAGCUUCAGAGACGACCAGGUCCUGUCGGAUCUGGGCCACACCAACGGGCUGUACGGCAGCGUGGGCGACAUGACGAGCGGCGCGGUGCUGAACGGCGGCUUCUCGGUGGACGCGGCGGGACAGACCUACCACGACAUCCGGGCGGGGAGCCCCUACGGCCUCCCGCAGUCGCCCUCCUCCAUCGCCUCCCUGCCGGGCCACACCCCGCUCCUCAACAACCUGGGCUUCAGCAUGGACAGUCUGGUGGCGCCGGGCGGCCCGGGCGGCGUGGGCCAGGCUCUGAGGGCCAUGGCGGGAGGCCCCACCUCAGACCUCUCCACGGGCAGCAGUACGGGAUACCCCGACUUCCCCACCAGCCCGGCCUCCUGGCUGGACGAGAUGGACCAUUCCCAGUUUUGA
Messenger RNA from Stegastes partitus (bicolor damselfish), 1380 nucleotides. RefSeq names its product LIM homeobox 4 (gene lhx4). NCBI's taxonomy places the organism in Eukaryota, Metazoa, Chordata, Actinopteri, Pomacentridae. Gene Ontology annotation, cellular component: nucleus. Gene Ontology annotation, molecular function: DNA-binding transcription factor activity, RNA polymerase II-specific; zinc ion binding; RNA polymerase II transcription regulatory region sequence-specific DNA binding. Gene Ontology annotation, biological process: regulation of transcription by RNA polymerase II; neuron differentiation. The record is from RefSeq and is a predicted model, not a curated record.